Chelmon rostratus (copperband butterflyfish) is the source of this 893-nucleotide messenger RNA. RefSeq names its product myristoylated alanine-rich protein kinase C substrate b (gene marcksb). NCBI's taxonomy places the organism in Eukaryota, Metazoa, Chordata, Actinopteri, Chaetodontiformes, Chaetodontidae. Bases 174 to 857 code for a protein of 227 amino acids. Gene Ontology annotation, cellular component: actin filament bundle; plasma membrane; cytoplasm. The record is from RefSeq and is a predicted model, not a curated record. Gene Ontology annotation, biological process: central nervous system development; actin filament organization. The transcript has 2 exons. Gene Ontology annotation, molecular function: calmodulin binding; actin filament binding.
CACAAUUUCUUGCAAGUUCCCACCCGUCCCUUUGCGGUCAUCUCGGUUUCGGGCUGAUUCCUCGGCUUCGCUCUGAGAAGGAGGUGUCGGCGCCUGACUUGAAUAUUUGGGAGGAAGCUUGCGGUCUUUGUUCAAUCAUUUGAUCGGUUGGGUUCCUUUGUUGCACCAAAAGCAUGGGAGCACAAAUCUCCAAAACCGCUGGAAAAGAGGAAGCCGCGGUGGAAAAGCCUGCAGAAGGUGCAGCUGUUGCAGCAAAGACGAACGGACAGGAGAAUGGCCAUGCCAAGACCAACGGGGAUGCCUCUCCAGCUGCAGAGGAGGCCAACAAAGCUGAUGUUCAGGCCAACGGCAGCACUCCCACUGAGGAGGCGCCAAAAGAAGAAGGGGAGAAAGUAGAGGGUGCUGAGGCCAACGGCGAGAAGGAGCCCGCCGCCACAAACGGAGAGGCUGCCGCCAAGCCGGAGGAGGGCACUCCAUCCACCAGCGAGGACGGCAAGCAGAAGAAAAAGCGUUUCUCCUUCAAGAAACCCUCCUUCAAGCUCAGCGGCUUCUCUUUUAAGAAGACCAAGAAGGAGUCUGAGGAGGCGGCAGAGGAGGGAGCAGCAGCAGCCACCGCCGCCGCCGAAGGAGAGAAAGCACCUGCAGAGGAGGAAGCACCUGCGGAGGAGGCCAAGCCAGCAGAGGCUGGUGAGGAAGGAGCUAAGGAGGCUGCAGCCGAGGAGCCAAAGGCCGAGGAGGAGGCGGCGAAGGCAGAAGAAGCAGCAGCACCAGAGGGAGGAGAGGAGAAACCGGCCGAAGCUUCGCCUACUGAGCCAGAGACGGCAGCCAGUCCAGAGGCCACGGCCGCGGCUGAGUAACCCUGCUGAUCGAGACACCGGAAUGAAGGAGGCGAU